CUGACAGAUAAACUGGAACGAAAGCAUCAAACCUCAGACAGAGAGAGGAGCAGACUGGACCGUGUUUGGACUAAGUUUGGACCGGGUUUUGUCCAGGUUUGGUCCGGAUCAUGCCGGUGAGACGGGGCCAUGUGGCUCCUCAGAACACCUUCCUGGACACCAUCAUUCGCAAAUUUGAGGGUCUGAAUCGUAAGUUCAUCAUCGCUAACGCUCAGGUGGAGAACUGUGCCAUCAUCUUCUGUAACGAUGGUUUCUGCGGGAUGUGCGGAUACAGCCGACCAGAAGUGAUGCAGAAACCGUGUACCUGCAGCUUCCUGUAUGGUCCUCACACCAAGAGGCCGGCCGUGGCUCAGAUGGCUAAAGCUCUGCUGGGAGCCGAGGAGAGGAAGGUAGAGAUCUCGCUCUACACUAAAGACGGAGUGUGUUUCCACUGUGUGAUAGACGUGGUUCCCGUGAAGAAUGAAGAUGGCCUCGUCAUCAUGUUCAUCCUGAACUUUGAACUACCCACUGACCCCCGACCCUCCAACACUUCUCCCGUCAGAGAGCUGCACAGAGUGCUGAGGAUCCCCUGGCUCACCCUGGCUCGGCGUCAGCGUCUGCGCCUCCUCCUGCGCUCCCUGAGCCCCUCCUCCAGCGCAGACACAGAGCUCGGUGCUCCCCUCCCGCCACUCGGACACGAGUCUGUGGCCCUGGACAAACUGCUGUCCCUCCCCGAGAGACAGCAGCUGGAGGAGGCCGGAGCUGGACUCCUGCUGUGGGACAAAGAGGAGGAGGACGAAGAGGAGGAGGAGGGGGAGGAGAGACAGAGGCAGAGAGGAGCAGAGAAGGACAGCUGGGUGGAGCCCAGGAGAAGAAGAGAAGGAGGUGAUGUCUGUGGGCUGCUAGAUGUGAGUGCAGGAGGAGAAGGAAUAGAAGGAGGAGGGAGGAGAAUGAGGGAGUUACCACCAGCUCCAACCUCAACUGCUCCAACACUUGCCCUGACCUCCUCACAUCCUCAACUGCACAGAAAGGAGGAGAGAGAAAGAGGAGGAGAUGAAGAGGAGCGUCUCCUCCACACCGCUCGUCCCUGCAGCUGUACCAGUCUGAAACACUCGUCCUCAGUGGACGACAUCAAGAGCGGAGAGAAUUACUGGGACAAGAGGCUGCAGCUGAGACACAGCUGUACAGCAGGUAUGGUCUCUGUCAGGAAGAGCAGCACUCCUGUUGGGACAUCAGACGCUGAUUUACGCUGUCGUACCAACAGCCAGCAGAUGACUCAGAGUCUGUUGGACACUAAGGCUGACCCCCUGGUUGCAUUACCUCCAGGUGAGAUCAGACCUCCCAGUAAACUGAUGGACCGGACUCACCACGUCACAGAGAAAGUCACUCAGGUGCUGUCUCUGGGUGCUGAUGUGUUACCAGAGUACAAGCUGCAGACCCCUAGGAUCCAGAAGUGGACCAUCCUCCACUACAGUCCCUUUAAAGCCGUGUGGGACUGGGUCAUCCUGCUCUUAGUGAUCUAUACUGCCAUAUUCACUCCUUAUUCUGCCACUUUUCUGCUCAGUGACCAAGAGGAGGCAGCCAUGCAGACCUGUGGGUACUCGUGCUCCCCCCUAAAUGUGGUGGAUAUGAUCGUGGACAUCAUGUUUAUUGUUGACAUCAUCAUCAACUUCAGGACCACCUAUGUGAACUCUAAUGAUGAGGUGGUGAGUCAGUCUACCAAGAUCGCCGUGCACUACUUUAAAGGCUGGUUCCUCAUCGACAUGGUGGCCGCCAUUCCCUUUGACCUCCUCAUCUACCGCUCAGGAGAGGAGGAGGUGGUUAGAGGAGGAGGAGAGGGAGAGACCACCACUCUGAUUGGCUUACUGAAGACGGCUCGGUUAUUGCGAUUGGUUCGUGUAGCCAGGAAGUUGGACCGCUACUCAGAGUACGGAGCGGCCGUCCUCUUCCUCCUCAUGUGCACCUUCGCCCUCAUCGCACACUGGCUGGCCUGCAUCUGGUAUGCCAUAGGUAGCGUGGAGCGGACCACCUCGCAUGGGGUCGGCUGGUUGGCCACGCUGGGCGGCCAGCUGGGGAAGCCGUUCAAUGAAUCCAUCAUGGGGUCGGGUCCCUCCAUCAGGGACAAAUACGUCACCGCGCUGUACUUCACCUUCAGCAGUCUGACCAGCGUCGGCUUCGGGAACGUCUCCCCAAACACCAACUCUGAGAAGAUCUUCUCCAUCUGCGUCAUGCUCGUCGGAGCUCUGAUGUAUGCCAGUAUCUUCGGUAACGUGUCGGCCAUCAUUCAGCGGCUGUACUCUGGUACUGCUCGUUACCACGCCCAGAUGAUGAGAGUCCGGGAGUUCAUCCGCUUCCACCAGAUCCCGAACCCUCUGAGGCAGCGUCUAGAGGAGUACUUCCAACAUGCCUGGUCCUACACCAAUGGGAUCGACAUGAACGCUGUUUUGAAAGGUUUUCCCGAGUGUCUGCAGGCAGAUAUCUGUCUCCACCUGAACAGGUCCCUGCUGCAGAACUGCAAGGCUUUCAAAGGAUCCACUAAAGGCUGUCUGAGGGCUCUGGCCAUGAGGUUUAAGACCACCCACGCCCCCCCAGGUGACACGCUGGUCCACGCUGGAGACCUGAUAUCAGCUCUGUACUUCAUAUCCAGAGGGUCCAUCGAGAUCCUCAAAGGAGACGUGGUGGUGGCCAUACUGGGGAAGAACGAUGUCUUCGGGGAGCCCAUCAACCUGCAGGCUCUACCGGGAAAAUCCAGCGCUGACGUCCGAGCUCUGACCUACUGCGACCUGCACACAAUCUACAGAGAAGACAUGAUGGAGGUUCUGGACAUGUAUCCUGAGUUCUGUAAAUAUUUCUGGUCAAACUUAGAGAUCACCUUCAACCUCCGAGACGUUAAUAGUGAAGGUGUAGGUCUGCUGGGUAGAGAAGACUCCAACUGGAGGAAACAUAAACUCUCCUCCACUCACACAGGUGACACAGUUUCAGUCAGCAGACAAAGAGUGACCUACAGGUGUAGAAGAAGUAAGAGGGAGCAGCGUGACACUCACAACAAAGACGAUCAUAAAUACACGCUGUACGGCCCUGUGUUCUCCAGUGAGGAUGACGAUGAGGACGCACAGGUGACCAGUCCUGAUCACACCUCCAGACAUCAUGCUGCUCCAAACACAGCGAGGAGCUCAGACAUCAAGAAGAAAGAGAGCAGCUGCAACCCUCUGACAGGAGUGUCCAACAUCUUAACUUUCUGGGGCUCAGAGAGUCGGGAGGAGCAGAAGUACCAGGAGGUGCCCUGCUCCCACAGCCCCCCCUCACCUCCUCCUGACCUGCCCUCCACCUCACCCUUUCCCUCCAGCCCUCCUCCCCCAACCCCAGCUCUUCCAGCCGUCGUCUCUAGGAGGCAUAGGGUGGAGUUGGAGAAAAGGCUGGAGGCCCUGCAGACACAGAUCAACAGGUUGGAGUCAUGUAUGUCAGCAGACAUCGGGACCAUCAUGCAGCUGCUGCAGAGACAGACCUCCAUGAUCCCACCCUCCUACAGCACACUGACAACCACAACUGAUGCACCUUCCUCCCCCAUCCUGUCCCCAACCCCGUCCUCCCCCACAGACACCAAUGAGGUCACCAAGCACCAAACACCAGCAGCAGUACUCAAGUAAAACCAGAGACAAAACCCCAGUCUGUGAGCAUAAGGUGACACAAACACAAACUGUACACUUCAAUACACAAAGGAUCACAAACAACUACUCUAGAUUUAUUUUUAUUAUGGGAUGUAAAUACAAAACCUACUUUUUCAUCACUGUCUAUCAUUUCACAGCAUUACUCUAGUAAACCAUAUUUAGGUAUGCUGAUGAAAG
Messenger RNA from Labrus mixtus (cuckoo wrasse), 3824 nucleotides. RefSeq names its product potassium voltage-gated channel subfamily H member 6-like. Gene Ontology annotation, molecular function: inward rectifier potassium channel activity. The transcript has 23 exons. Gene Ontology annotation, cellular component: membrane. NCBI's taxonomy places the organism in Eukaryota, Metazoa, Chordata, Actinopteri, Labriformes, Labridae. Bases 111 to 3626 code for a protein of 1171 amino acids. The record is from RefSeq and is a predicted model, not a curated record. Gene Ontology annotation, biological process: membrane repolarization during action potential; regulation of ventricular cardiac muscle cell membrane repolarization; regulation of heart rate by cardiac conduction.